AUGGUUAUAUGCCUAGGCUGCGCCGCUGCCGCAUCGUUCCACCGUAAUUUCACCAUCGCAGCCUCCGCCCAAACUACAGGGCAGAACGGUUAUUCUUAUCGCAAUGAAAUCGGUCUGGCGUUCGUCCUCAGUGGACAUGAGCCAGCUUCAAGCCGUCGGAAGGCCAUUAGCGGCCCUUACGACCGGCCAUCGGUGCUCUAUGCUGGGCCGACGGAAGACAUCGCAGGCGGUCCUGGUGCACCUCACGAGGCGGAUCAAGUUGAAGAGCCAGCUCCGGAGGAGUAUUCCGGAAGCCGCAUGCGCAACUUCUGCAUCAUAGCCCAUGUCGACCACGGGAAGUCGACGCUGGCGGACAGAUUCCUGGAACUAACCAAGGCGGUACAGGCGCACGAAAUACAGGAGCAGUACCUCGACAACAUGGAGAUCGAGCGUGAGCGCGGCAUCACAAUCAAGCUCCAAAGCGCGCUCAUCAACUACACCUACCCCAAGGACGGGAAGACGUAUAAGCUAAACCUAAUCGACACCCCGGGCCACAUAGACUUCAACCAUGAAGCCAGGAGGUCUAUAGCGGCGUGCGAGGGCGCAUUGUUGGUGGUUGAUGGCACGAAGGGGAUACAAGCGCAGACGGUCACCACGUCGAUGAUCGCAAUAGAGAAGGGGCUCAAGCUGAUACCGAUCGUCAACAAAAUCGACGUCGAGUUCUGCGACUACGAUGCAACUGCGGCAGACCUAAAGUCGCUCUUCAACUUCACAGAAGACGAGAUACUCAUGGCAUCCGCGAAGGAGGGAUUCGGGAUAACGGACAUCCUCGACGCCGUCGUCGAGCGGGUGCCGCCGCCAAAAAUCGACACGGAAAAGCCGUUCAGGGCACUCGUAUUCGACAGCCAGUACGAUCCGCACCGAGGUGUAGUCAGCUAUGUGAGGGUCGUCGACGGAAGUGCUAAAAAACUGGACGAGGUGGUGUUCAUGGGACACGACCUGGAGGCGAAGGUUACUGCAGUCGGCGUCAUGGUGCCAGAUUUGCGUGAACGCGAGCAGCUGAGAUCGGGGGAGGUGGGCUGGUUCUGCUCUAACACCAAGGACCCCAGCAAGGUGGCUGUGGGAGACACUGUAGUGCUCAAAUCAGCUGCCAAAAAUGGAGAUGUGGAGCCCAUAGUGGCGUUCGAAGCAGCAAAGCCCUCCGUAUUCGCUGGGUUAUAUCCUUGCGACGGCACAGACUACCUGCAGCUCAGCGCAGCACUGGACAAGCUCAAACUGAAUGACCACUCGCUAGUCUUCGAAGCCAGCGAAUCCAGCAUAGCAGGGCAUGGGUUCAUGUGUGGUUUUAACGGGUUGCUGCACCUCGACGUAACCGUGCAGCGGCUUCAGCGCGAGCAUGACGUCGGAGUCGUGGUCACCUCGCCAUCGGUGCCCUACAGAUGCCACCUCAAACAUGGAAAACAGGUGGUCGUCAGCGACGCCGCACACUGGCCUGAUGAUGGGUUAGUGAAGCUGGCGGAGGAGCCGUGGACCAACGUCACGGUAAGGGUACCCGGAGACUGCCAACGCAAGGUAAUGAGCCUCCUGCACCAGAUGCGGGGCGAGUUCAAGACCAAAACGGAGUUCGCCGGAGGCAAGUCGAUUGUGCUCGAGUACGCGGUGCCCAUGAUUGAGAUCAUAUCCACCUUCUUCGACAACCUCAAGUCGAUCACCAACGGCUUCGGCUCCUUCGACUACGAGGGCACCAUUUAUCGCGAAAUCGACCUCUGCAAGAUAAGGGUGAUCAUAAACGGGGAGGAGGCACCGGGGCUGGCGAUGAUCUUGGCCAAGGACAAGGCCUACAAUUCAGGAAAAUUGCUGGUGGAAACGCUCCGCGAAGUCAUACCGCCCAAGCAGUUCAAAAUACACCUCCAGGCGGCCAUAGGAAAGCGAGUCAUCGCGUCCGUCAGCAUACCCGCGAUGCGCAAAAAUGUCACCGAAAGGUGCAGUGGCGGAGACCCUUCAAGAAAGAAGAAAUUGCUAGACAACCAGGCCAAGGUAAGACAUGCAACCCGUGACGCACUGACUGCCUCAGGGGAAGAAGUUCAUGGCAGAGGUCGGCAACGUGUCGAUCCCGAUCGAUGCGUACAAGGCGGUGCUAAAGGCACUGAGAUGAGCGCAUGCCCGGACAUAUGUCAAUAUCGUAAAUCAUACACACGAACGCUUUCCGUAUGUGUGAUAAUGGCUCUUAUGCCCAUGUGCGACGAUUGA
Messenger RNA from Babesia ovata, 2229 nucleotides. RefSeq names its product elongation factor 4. Lineage: Eukaryota; Apicomplexa; Aconoidasida; Piroplasmida; Babesiidae. Gene Ontology annotation, molecular function: ribosome binding; GTP binding; GTPase activity. The transcript has 7 exons. The coding region runs from base 1 to 2229 and encodes 742 amino acids. Gene Ontology annotation, biological process: positive regulation of translation. The record is from RefSeq and is a predicted model, not a curated record.